AUGGCCGACUCUCCUGUCCCGCCCAAUGCCGACAGCCAGGCGACUGACGGCGACGUUGCCAUGGCUGAGGCUGCUGCCCCCGAGGUCUCUGCCCCCGAGGCCUCUGCUCCCGAGCAAAAGAAGGAUAUCAAGUUGGAGGACCUGUUCGACGAUGCGGACUCAGACGACGAGUUUCCCAGCUCAAAACCGCAAGAAACUCCUGAGAGUUCUCCUGAGAUCCUCACGCCCCCCUCUCCAACAGAUAUCGCACACAUGAAGGCUUCCGACCCCGAAAUCAUGCGCAGCUUCUACCAGCGCUUGUUUCCCUGGCGAUACCUCUUCCAGUGGCUCAACCACAGCCCCUCCCCGACGAACGACUUUGGCCACAGAGAGUUCGCCUUCACACUGCAGAACGACGCAUACCUACGAUACCAAUCUUUUGCGACACAUGACCUCCUCCGCAAAGACGUCCUCCGCCUCAUGCCCUCCCGUUUCGAAAUCGGCCCCGUCUACAGCACCAACCCCCGUGACCGCAAGACCCUCCGCAACGCCAGCGCCUUCAAGCCCCUCGCCAAGGAACUCUGCUUCGAUAUCGAUUUGACGGAUUACGACGACAUUAGAACGUGCUGCGACAAGGCCAACAUUUGCAUCAAGUGCUGGCAGUUCAUCACUAUGGCGAUUAAGGUGGUUGACGUUGCCCUGCGGGACGACUUUGGUUUCAAGCACAUCAUGUGGGUUUACUCUGGACGAAGAGGUGCCCACGCGUGGGUUUGCGACAAGAAGGCCAGAACGAUGGGCGACCAGAUGAGGCGGUCGAUCGCAGGGUAUCUCGAGGUCAUCAAAGGUGGAGCGCAAAGUGGAAAGAAGGUCAACCUGUGGCGGCCAUUACAUCCCCAUGUCCAACGAAGCUUGGACACGCUUAUGCCACACUUCCAAGAAGACGUCCUCGAAAACCAGGACCCCUGGGCCUCUAACGAACGCGCAGAGCGCCUGCUACAGCUCCUUCCGGACAAGACGCUCAUCGACAACCUCCGCAAGAAGUGGGACGCCUCCCCCGGCCGGUCUUCCAUCAAUAAGUGGGCCGACAUCGACGCCGUCGCUAAGACGAGCGCUGGCAAGAAGUUUGACGCGAGGGGGCUUCUGGACGCAAAGCAGGACAUUCUCCUCGAGUACACGUACCCACGCCUCGAUAUCGAGGUCAGCAAGAAGCUGAACCAUUUGCUCAAGUCGCCGUUCGUCGUGCACCCCGGCACCGGCAGGGUGUGUGUACCCAUCGACACCAAGAACCUCGAGUAUUUCGAUCCCCUGAGCGUGCCAACGGUGCAAGGCUUGUUGGCAGAGAUUGAUGCGUGGAAGGGAGAGGAGGAGGGCGACGGGGCGCAAAAGAGUGUGCAGGACUGGGAGAAGACGAGCUUGAAGCCGUACGUGGAGCAAUUCCGGUCCUUUGUGAUUGGGUUGAUGAAGGACGAGAGGGAUAGCAAGGUCAAGAGGGAGAGGGAAGACGACUCGAUGGAAUUCUGA
Colletotrichum chrysophilum is the source of this 1500-nucleotide messenger RNA. RefSeq lists its product as uncharacterized. Gene Ontology annotation, cellular component: alpha DNA polymerase:primase complex. Gene Ontology annotation, biological process: DNA replication, synthesis of primer. The record is from RefSeq and is a predicted model, not a curated record. NCBI's taxonomy places the organism in Eukaryota, Fungi, Ascomycota, Sordariomycetes, Glomerellales, Glomerellaceae. Bases 1 to 1500 code for a protein of 499 amino acids. The transcript has 4 exons.